Molecule: messenger RNA, 4071 nt
Organism: Colletotrichum navitas
Lineage: Eukaryota; Fungi; Ascomycota; Sordariomycetes; Glomerellales; Glomerellaceae
Product: major facilitator superfamily domain-containing protein
Exons: 2
Coding region: 1-4071 (1356 amino acids)
Biological process (GO): transmembrane transport
Cellular component (GO): plasma membrane
Molecular function (GO): transmembrane transporter activity
Source: RefSeq, a predicted model, not a curated record
AUGGCUGACCUAUCGUUAAACAAACCGGGGAAGGGUGUUGCCUCCAGCAUUUCCUCGACCAGAAGCGGUGUCUUUCGUCAUGCGCUUCUCAAAACCUCUUCAGGGCGCCCAAUGAUGAUUGAGAGAGACCUGCCUGUGCCUCCUAUUCUCAGCCGUCAAGCUAGCAACAAUCUUCUCAAGGGCGAACAGAAAGAAAUAGUUGGCUACGAAAACAAUUUGAAGAUUGCGAUUCCAUCGAGGAAGCACCCGCACUCUCAAAUGCAGGGCAGCUCUCCCCAGUUUGGUAGCACACAACUUAUGGAUUCCACACCUAACACCGACCCGUCGUUUCAGCGGGAGCCUGUCUGCGUUGAUCCCCUUAUACACCCAGACCAGUCGCAUAUCAAAGUCCACCACCGCGGUCUUCUCAAAGGUGCUGACUUUUGCGACACUGGUGUUCCUGGACAACCAGUCGCUCAGCAACCCGAUGAACUCGUAUGCUCUUCCUCACCAUCUCCUGUUUCCUCGGAGGCAGAAGUCAUCCAGGCCACAGUUCGGCGAGCAAUGACGGGCGAUGACCUAUGUCUUUCUACUGUCAACAUCACCCUUCCAAGGCACGGCGGUCACAGUCAUGCCAUAAAGGUGCGGCCAGCAUUCAAUCUACCCACCUUUCAUUACCCCAUCGUGGAUCAAGAACCCCAAUAUCCUCUUGCAACCUCCAAGGUGCGGCCUUUCGAUCCGGCCAAGGAACAUCUGCUCUCCGACAAUAGCACUGUUGAAGCGCCAGUUUUAAACAACACGGAUGAAGGACCUGCGAACAUCCCAGUCUCUAAAGUACGACCGUUUACUCAAGAACCACCCCAAUUGAACCGCCACGCAGGACACCAGUCGGUAUCCAAGGUACGAGCUUUCAGUGACGAGUCUAAAACCAACACCGAGAAGGAUCGAGAGAAGUACUUUGCCAUUGGUUCAGACAAAUCGGCGAAUGAUGAGCCUGCCAAGGUCGACGAGGCACAAUCACCCACUACACCGCGCUCCAGAGAAAGCACUAUCGACUAUAAACGCACCGCACAGUGGCUCCGGGAUCUAGUGAAGAAUUCAAAUGCACAUACUACUCAGUUGACAAAAAGGCCAUCCAAAACGACGCGCCCAUCGUACGCUGCACUGAGGGACUCUCUAUGGGAUGACCCAUCCCCUCCCAAGAUAAGUCGGCAAACAACCCUACCGCCUUCAGAUGUGGAGCCUGGUAUUUUCCAAAGCACUUUUGGAGAGCUAGAGCGUUUGCUGAAUGAGGCGUUGUCGUUAGCAUCACGGGUUGCGGAUCAUGAAGAAGCAAGGGCUCCAAAUCUCGAGCAAUCCCCUUGCUAUACCUCGAAUGGGGUGGUAUCGCCGGCGAUUCCAUUUGACGAAACUCCGCAAUUCUCGGACAUCGAUUUGAAUGAAAGCAAGGCGCCAAACCAACAACCUCAAAGACGUGCUGCCACUUUCCCAAAUACUGCUCGGCCCACUGUGCAUGGUGUGGACGAACUGUACAGAAACAUUUCUCUGACUCCACAGACAACAGAGCUUGAGAAUAUUCUUGGGCGGAAUACCAAAGCCCAUCAGGUCACCAGGAAAAUUCAACGCAGACGAAAGUCUCGUUCCCGUCAAGCUGGUCCUAUACCAGAGAGAAUCUCAAGCAGGAAAAAGAGCAAAAGUCUGAUGAAAAAGAAGCGUACCAUAUCGAAUCCAAAAGGUAGACCACUUCCUCGAGACUCAGAUGUAUCCAGUAUGGAUGGGUCUAGCGAAUCCUCCCUCAUCGACUAUUCGAAUCAAUUUCAGACUCAGAACGAGAGUAAUGGACCAGCUCGUCCUAGAGCGAGCACCAAGCGAGUUCCCUUUAUAUCUCGGAAUACCGGCGAAGAUGCUCUUCCAGAAAGAGAUAUGGCAGGUCGUCCAAUUCAUAACAGCCGUGGCAUCAGUCUGCGAGGAAAGUCCCAUGUCAGCCUGCGCGGCGUACAAGCUUUCAGUCUGCCCAAGUCGAAACGACGCCAACAGAUUGCCCGAGACUGGUCUCCGGUCCGGAAGAGAGCGAUCGCGGCGGUGGCAUGCAUCAGCACAGCACUCAUCGGCCUAAUCAUCGGAAUCUACGCCGGCUUGGUACCGUCACUACAGUACUACAUCCUCGACACGAGUCACUCAAUCAUCAACGGAAACGUUGGCUGCUUUCUGGGUAUGGCUAUCCCGACAUUUUUCUGUUGGCCGCUUCCCCUCGUGCAUGGACGCAAGCCAUACAUCACAUCCGGUCUGGUCUUGUCAAUGCCGCUACUCUUCCCACAAGCCCUAGCUCGGAUGGUGUUGCUGACAACCCGUGGUUUCAUGGGUGUCUGCCUUGGUUUCGCGAGCAUGAACUUCCAUUCCAUACUCACAGACCUCUUCGGUGCAUCUCUAAUGAGCAGCAAUCCUCACCAGGAAGUUGUCGAUGACUUCGAUGUAAGGAGACACGGCGGUGGCAUGGGUGUCUGGCUAGGUAUCUGGACGUGGUGCUACAUUGCUUCUCUCGGCUUUGGAUUCCUGAUCGGCGCAGCGGUGAUUGACCAGCUCCAACCAGCCUGGGGGUUCUACAUCAGCAUCAUCCUCGUGGCUGUGGUCCUGUUGUUAAACACCCUUUGUCCCGAAGUACGCCGCUCCGCCUUCAGAAGAUCGGUCGUUGAAGUCAGAACCGGUGCUGAUAUCACUCGGCGCGUUGCUCGGGGUGAGAUCAUGAUGCACCGUGUCAAAACCGGCCCAAGAUGGUGGGGACAGGAGCUGUAUCAUGGAGUCGCUCUUUGUUUCGAAAUGCUACGACAGCCCGGAUUCGCAAUCAUUGCGGUUUACUCCGGCUGGAUAUACGCUCAAGUUGUUCUCGUCAUCGUCUUGCUGGGUUCACUAUCUUCGAGGUUUUAUCGAAUGCGUUCUCCAUACGUCGGGCUCAUGGUCGCUGCGAUGGCAUUUGGGGCUGUAAUUGCAAUACCCUUCCAAAAGGCGAGCUAUUUUUCCAGGGCAAGACACACACAAGUCAACACCAGCCGCUUGACGUUCGACAAGCAAAUCACAUGGACAUCGCAUCUCCUCCGCCGCUCCGUGUUCGCUAUCGGUCUUCCUCUGGCAGGUCUCGUCUACACCUUGGUAUCCACAGGCCCACCGAUGCAUCCUAGUGCUCCUGCCAUUGUUGCUGCUGCGAUUGGCUUUCUUUCAUGUCUGGCAAUCUCGGAAUGCAAUGGACUCAUUAUGGAAACGUUUGAUACUUCAGAUCUUCAACCUGGGAUGAUGGGGCGUCUGCCAGGCAACUCUGACGUCGCCCGUAGAAAGAAGAACUAUUCAGCCUACCCUCGUGUCACCGCCGGGUUCGCCGUCUGCCAUACUCUAGGAUUCAUUUUUGCAGCUGGGGCCACCGCACUCGGCGGCAUGGCGCAAAGGAACCUGGGUCAGAGGGCAGCUACUGGAGUGGUUGCCGGUAUCUUGUUCUUUUUGACAGUCAUGCUGUUGCUAGCUCUGGCUCGCUUCAAAGAGGUUGUAAUUAUUCCCGAGAGCAAAGCAGAAGAGAUGGACAAGUGGACUGCCGCUCGAAGACAAUCUAUUAGACGCCGCGACUCACUACCGGUCGGUACAGUCGACGAUAAAGAUGUCAUCGCCGAAGAAGAGCCAUGGCGCCCUUUUAUCGUGGGGAACCCCACUAGCAAGACACGGCGAGUCAACGUGCUCGAGCUGGGCAGCAUGUCGCGUUUCACCGAGAUCAGAAAGAGGAACAAACUCAUUGAUGCUAACCAGCAUCUCAAUCGAGCCGCGUUAGAUGCUGGGCUGGAUGCCCUCGAUGACCAGAUCAGCGACAUCGUGAGUGACAUUGUCAGUGAUGCUAAAGAUCUCGUGGGAAGAAACAGCCAACCAAGCCAGCGCACUUCUCGCUCGCGGCGGAAUCAUCGAAGUGCCACGAGCGAGGAGAGUGGCCAUUCAUCUAUUGAGAUGAAUUCCAUGGAUGACAGACUUUCACUUAAUGGUCAUCGUCAAAGAGCUCCACCUGAUAUCUAUAAUAAGCGAGAGUGUCUUCGGGGCCAGACGGUGAAGGAGGAAUGA